Lottia gigantea (owl limpet) is the source of this 1512-nucleotide messenger RNA. RefSeq lists its product as hypothetical. Gene Ontology annotation, cellular component: Golgi membrane. Gene Ontology annotation, molecular function: palmitoyltransferase activity; protein binding. The transcript is spliced from 8 exons. Gene Ontology annotation, biological process: protein palmitoylation. The record is from RefSeq and is a predicted model, not a curated record. NCBI's taxonomy places the organism in Eukaryota, Metazoa, Mollusca, Gastropoda, Lottiidae. The annotation marks the transcript as partial.
CUCUCUCUUUCAGCAUGGCAUGGGAUGACAGCAUUACACCGAGCAUGUCUUGGUGGAGAUUACAACAUUAUCUUAUUAUUAUUACGAGCUGGGGCUGAUCCAAAUGCUCCUAAUGCCAAUCAGGAAACACCAACGUUAUUCUCAUGUAAACGAGGAAAUACUCAAGUCUUGAAUCUCAUGAUAGAGUUUGGUGGUGAUGUUAGUAAAAUUGAUAGCCAGGGUCGUGGUGCCAUGUUGCAUGCUGCUGAAUCUGGAAUAGUGUCUACAUUACACUAUUUAAACACAGUUUGUAAUCACAGUUUUAAAGUGGUUGAUAACAAAAGACAGUCACCUAUACAUAUUGUUUGUUUAUAUGGACAUGUAGAGGCUUUAAAGUACCUGAUAAAGAAAGAUAGGUGUGAUUUAACUGUAGUCAAUAUGGAUGGUGAUACUCCACUACAUAUAUUAUCUCGAGAGGGUCAUAGUCAUCUGUGUUGGGUAAUAUUCACAGAAUUAGGAACUUCAUCUUUAAAAGUUCUAAAUAAUGCAGGGUAUACACCUAAAGAUCUUGCUGAACAAAGAGAUAAAAUGGGACAUCGAGAAAUAACUCCAGUAUAUCAGUAUUACAGUAAACAGGGUGGUCAUAUUAAACCCACUGGGCCUAUAUUAUAUUGGUAUUGGUUAUUAUUAAUGCCAACUAUUAUAUAUGGUGCUGCAGUGGUUCUGUCACAUUAUGUUAAUGAAAAGUUACAUGCUGUUACAAUUCUUCUUGGAUUAGCUGUUAUUUUGAUUACACAGAAAAAACAGUUACACAGAAUGCGACAUGUCAGCAGAUGGCCGAAUCCAAUCUACAUUGGUAUAUUUGGUGCAGGACAAUUUCAUACUAUGGUCUGUUUAUACUAUAAAUUAAUGCAAUGUAUCUUUUUAAAUUUUUUUUUUUUUGCUAACAAGUUAUCAUUUAUGUGUAUGUUUUAUAAUCUAUAUUUUGCUUUCCCUAACAAAAACAUCAGAUAUCAAGAGGUAACUGUUCAAGAUUUGUGUUCACCUGUCCGGAAAAUGCAAGACUUUUGUGCUGAUUGCGAGAUUGUGCGACCAAAAUAUGCCAAACAUUGUAAACUAUGCAAUAAGUGUUAUCAGGAUAUGGACCAUCAUUGUUUGUUUUUAAAUCGGUGUGUUGCUCGAGAUAACCAGUUUUACUUUGUGUGGUUUAUUCUAACUUGUUUAGUGUGUAUGACAAUAUUUGUGAUAAUCGCCGCUUUACAUUGUUAUUCAUAUUACUCUAUGAUGAGAGUUUUAUAUCAAGAAGUUUGGAUGCUCAGUUUGAUAAUAAUGAACACUGUCUCUCUUAUUUGGGGCAUUAACCUGAUCAAAAAUCAAUUUGAUGUGAUAGCCAAUGAUUUCACAAACUAUUUUAGAACAAAAGGAUAUAACCAAUUAUUAACAGUCAAUGAAAAAUGGCUGAAUAUUGCAUAUUUUCUAAUUGGAAAAGAGCCAUAUAUCAAAAAUCCUCUACAUAAACAAUUGAAUGUUUGA